ACCUCCAAAAGCGAAGACGACUUCUUAACCCUGGCCGCCUCCAGGCUGAGCCAUAAAAAAAGGGUCAUCGGAGCCGCCGUGGGGGUGGCCAUGGUGUUGGUGCUCCUGGUGGCCAUCCCCUUGCUGGUGCACAGCUCCAAAACCACCUCCCACUAUGAGAUGCUGGGCAGCUGCCGCAUGGUCUGUGACCCUUACACACCACAAACCCACGGGGCGGCUUCGGCGGAGGCAAGCCAGGAGCUGGCCGUCAUCUCACCCCCUCCUUAUGCCUCUGGAGGAAAAGGAGACCAAGGAAGGAAGGGAAAGUCUGGAAUCCGGGGGCCGCCGGGCCCUCCAGGCCCUCCUGGCCCCCCAGGCUCAGCAGGAGAACCGGGGAGGCCGGGUCCUCCGGGGCCACCUGGGCCAGGCCCUGGGGGCUACAUGCCAUCUUUCCCUAAGAUCGCCUUUUAUGCAGGACUGCGGAAGCCGCAUGAAGGGUAUGAGAUCCUACGCUUUGACGACGUGGUGACCAACGUUGGGAACUACUACGAACCACUGAGUGGCAAGUUCACCUGCCCUCUUCCUGGCAUCUACUUCUUCACCUACCAUGUGCUUAUGCGUGGGGGCGAUGGCAGCAGCAUGUGGGCAGACCUGAUGAAGAACGGGCAGGUUCGUGCCAGCGCCAUCGCACAAGAUGCUGACCAGAACUACGAUUACGCUAGCAACAGUGUCAUCCUACACCUGGACGUGGGUGACGAAGUCUUCAUCAAACUGGACGGCGGGAAAGUUCACGGGGGCAACACCAACAAGUACAGCACCUUCUCUGGAUUCAUCAUCUACCCAGAUUGA
Molecule: messenger RNA, 828 nt
Organism: Eublepharis macularius
Lineage: Eukaryota; Metazoa; Chordata; Lepidosauria; Squamata; Eublepharidae
Gene: C1QL4
Product: complement C1q like 4
Exons: 2
Coding region: 91-828 (245 amino acids)
Molecular function (GO): protein binding
Source: RefSeq, a predicted model, not a curated record